AUGAGUCUACUGCCUCAACUAUCCAAUUAUAUGGGCAUGUUGCUGGUAGGUCUCUUUGUUCCCAUCUUGCUUAAAAGAAAAAAGCAAAUGGCAUUGCAAUACAGACUGAUCCUCUCAGAGGAAGAAGCAGAUGGCCACUUGUUCAAAGACCACAUGAUCACAUCCAAACUACAGACACAAGAUCAAGAGGACGACUUGAAGCUGCCUACACCUGCUUUCAUGAAAGAGGAAGGCCCUAUUCCACACUUUGCAAUCAUCAAAUUAGCAUCGCUGGAUAUCAUUGCUAGCUUUGCUCUGACAAUUGGAUUCUCAAUCAUUGGAAGUGGAAUGUUUCAAGUGAUUUACAGCAGUGUGGUGAUUUGGUGUGCUAUUUUCACUUGGUUUUUUAUGGGCAGAGCGUUAUCUCGAGUGCAAUGGAUGGCCAUCAUUGGCACAAGUCUUGGGCUAGGCAUCAGUUCACUGGAUAGCAUCCGAGGAUCGCCAUUACAGGAAGAUGCGUUUGCAUCAGCACAGAUGGAUCAAGAAGAUACAACAAGAAAUGUGCUGUUCAAUGGAACCUUAAUGACACUCGGUGGCACUCUCAUAUCAGCGUGCAUAUAUGUGUAUGCUGAUAACAUUCUCUCUAAAGCUGAUAGACAGCCCCUGCCCGCAAGAGUGUGCUGUUGGAUGGGCGUCUAUACAUCACUCUUUACUUGGUUAUGGAUCUCUGUAUACACGCUGCCUCAAUUUAAUGAAAUCAUUCAUGUGGAUGCUGAAACGUCGACUUGCACUGUACUCGCUAUGUAUUUUAUAGUGACAAUUGCAAAUGCGUUACACUCUUGGAGCUAUUACGAAUUAAUUGAACGCACGGGUAAUGUAGCCACUGGUAUUUUACAAGGAUUGCGUGCCAUUCUGGUUUAUUCCAUCAGUCAUGCUUGGUACUGUCAAGAAGAUUCAGCACAAUGCUUUACGACAUCCAAAGGAUGUGGCUCGCUCAUAGUCAUCGGCUGUGUCUUGGUUUUCACGCUCGGCAAGAAAUAG
Messenger RNA from Mucor velutinosus, 1020 nucleotides. RefSeq lists its product as uncharacterized. Gene Ontology annotation, cellular component: membrane. NCBI's taxonomy places the organism in Eukaryota, Fungi, Mucoromycota, Mucoromycetes, Mucorales, Mucoraceae. The transcript has 5 exons. The record is from RefSeq and is a predicted model, not a curated record. Bases 1 to 1020 code for a protein of 339 amino acids.